AUGGCACAACCUCCGUCGAGUAAAGACUCUCCACCAAGAUUUCCUUAUGAUCAUGUUCAUCUCGACGGAAGAACCCUCGAAGGUGGUGGUCAGCUCAUGCGAAAUGCGCUGGCUCUUUCAGCUUUGACCGGUCGCGCUGUGACAGUCGACCAUGUUCGCGGAAAUCGCAAGGGCAAGACAGGGCUGAGGCCAUCUCACAGAGCCGCAGUCAAGCUCCUGGCAAAGAUCAGUGGUAGCAUAUCUGACGGCGAUCAAGUCGGCUCGCAGUCUGUGACCUUCUGCCCGUCAACUCCUGAAGAUACUUCUUGCCGGAACAAUGAGACCAUUCUCAUUUCCCUCAAAAACGUUGCGAUACAACCCGAAUACAACAUCAAUUUGUCAAGUCCGGGCUCGGUAUUUCUCAUCUUCCAAGCCUUAUACCCGUAUUUACUAUACGUGGGAUCCCGGGCAGGAUCAGAAUGUAUCAGGUUGACCAUACAAGGAGGUACCAAUGGUACCGACUCACCUUCAUAUGACUACGCUACUCAAGUCAUGGGGCCUAACUUUGCUAGACUGGGUCUUCCUCCUCUUUCUAUGACCCUGAACAAGCGUGGAUGGUCAGUAGGAAGGAUAGAAAUAGGCUCAGUUACCUUCUACAUCCAUCCUCUUGCGUCAGCAGGAACUGAAUCGAACGUGGAAAACCUGAAUCUAUUUAAGCAGAGUGUGAUGACAAAAGCAGAAUCAAUGGUCCUAGGAGCUUGUUUCCCACAGAUUAACCUCUUGGAUCACGAGCGCGGAAAGAUUAAUUGCAUCGAUGUGACUAUUCUCGCACCGGAUACGGGAUUCGCACAGGAACGAACAUCGGGGGCAUCGACGAUCCGCACUUUUGUCGAACGACAGACUCGUCGAGCCCUACGUAAAGCACUUCAGGCUUUGGACCCAAAGAUCUUUGAGUCACCAUCCGACUCACUAUCGGACGACUGCCCAGAGCAAGAUACCCGCAUACCAAUCCAGGUGCAUACAUCCGAGCCGACAUCCACCACCAGUCGGUUGUACAUCCUCCUAGUGGCCCACACAUCUACGGGUUUCAGAAUUGGUCACGACAUUCUCCUCGGGAAAGACAUCAGUCCCAAGAAGGGAAAGAAGGGUCAAAAGUCGCAUGCCAAGGGUGGUCGGGAUAAGACUGAUGUGGAAACCGUCGCUGAUCUGAUUGACGAGUGUGUACACGGGUUCAUGCAAGAACUCGCAGACCAGCCUGUACCGGAUAGCAACCCUAAAUCUGAGUCAGUGUCUAAAAUGAGAUCAUGCCUGGACCAGCAUAUGCGAGACCAAGUCGUGGUAUUCGAGGCCCUUGGUAAGCUGCACAAAAAUAAGACUGAGACAGGGUCUCAGGUCCAGGAGGAUGAGCGAUACUGGAGUCUUCACACACAGACUGCCAAAUGGGUGUGCUCUAAAAUGCUAGAAAGUGAUCACAUCGGAUAG
Penicillium atrosanguineum is the source of this 1461-nucleotide messenger RNA. RefSeq names its product putative RNA 3'-terminal phosphate cyclase. Gene Ontology annotation, biological process: RNA processing. Gene Ontology annotation, cellular component: nucleus. NCBI's taxonomy places the organism in Eukaryota, Fungi, Ascomycota, Eurotiomycetes, Eurotiales, Aspergillaceae. The transcript has a single exon. The record is from RefSeq and is a predicted model, not a curated record. The coding region runs from base 1 to 1461 and encodes 486 amino acids. Gene Ontology annotation, molecular function: RNA-3'-phosphate cyclase activity.